Diaporthe batatas is the source of this 838-nucleotide messenger RNA. RefSeq lists its product as uncharacterized. The coding region runs from base 160 to 573 and encodes 137 amino acids. Gene Ontology annotation, molecular function: oxidoreductase activity. The record is from RefSeq and is a predicted model, not a curated record. Lineage: Eukaryota; Fungi; Ascomycota; Sordariomycetes; Diaporthales; Diaporthaceae. The transcript is spliced from 4 exons.
CUGCGGCACGACGGUAAGAGGGCGCUCUUCGCAGCUUUGAGUCGGCGGUGGAGGGGGAAUGAUAAUAUAAGAACAGGGAGCAGGUAUGAGAAUCGAAGCCAUUGGUGAAAUUUGGAAAGAUAGACCCAGGACCACGAAUGUGAACAACACAAUAGCACCAUGGAUGGGCAGUCAGAAAGUUCGCCGAGACCAACCCGGUUGUUCUCGUACAAUAUUUACGUAUACAAGAAACCAGAUAUGGACGAGGCUAGCCACCAUGACCAUAUACAAAAGGUCAAUACUCCAAUCAUCAAGGCAUUGCUGGAGAAAUACGGUGCAGUGGCGUACACCGUGACCCAUAAUGACGCCAGCGCAAGGGCAGAUUUCGAUCGGCUCUUCCCCGAGGCACCCGCAGGAAUGCUUUUGGAUUACGAUACGGUGAUUUCCAUGAUUACGCCUAACAUUGAGUGCAUCGAGAAAAUGCGCCAGGACCCCGACUUCCUGGUCAAAUUCAUUCCAGACCACUUUAACUUUGCUGAUAUGACCCAAAGUCGCUGCAUUGUUGGUUGGGCGGAAUACUAUCACUUCAAAUAGCGUGAUGAAAAGAGCUUAGACGAAUUCCCGUCAAACCUUUGAAAGGCCACUUUGUCGUGGGAAUUUGCAUUGUUGUGUUUGGUGGUGUUUGCAGGGCAUGAAUCGAACAUGUUUUCAGUGUUGGCAGCCUGGAGAUUGGUGAAUGGGUGGGCCGAAAUCAGUUCAGAUUCUUAUGGUGACCCGUGUAUCUACAUUCAGCAAACAUCUUGCCUCAAUUGUAGAUAGAAGCCAGAUAUUCACCUACCCAGACAUGUCCGAAGUCAAC